Messenger RNA from Chinchilla lanigera (long-tailed chinchilla), 3089 nucleotides. It is a transcript of the gene Hormad2, whose product is annotated as HORMA domain containing 2. The transcript is spliced from 10 exons. The record is from RefSeq and is a predicted model, not a curated record. Bases 526 to 1377 code for a protein of 283 amino acids. NCBI's taxonomy places the organism in Eukaryota, Metazoa, Chordata, Mammalia, Rodentia, Chinchillidae.
GGGUCUCCCUGGGACCACCUGGUCCGCCCUAGCUCCGCGGGUCUUCAGGGGCUCAUCUCGGCCGGCAAGAGCCUUCUGAGGAAGCCCACGAGCGGGUUGUCCUCAUCUAUAAGCUGCCCAGACAGGGAUGCCCCUGGCUUUGCUUCCCCUAGUUCCCAAGUGGGCCGCGAGCCCCGACGCAGGUCCCUCUGGCCCAGCGGCGCAGCUGGAACCCUCGCCAGGGUGGGAGAGGUGCGAGGGAGGCGGACUGGAAGCAGGGCACGCCUGGGGCCUCCCAACUGCUGCUCGCUCUUUGCAUAUUCAUGAGUCCCAACAGCGAGGCCAGCCACCCCGGGCUAUCCUUGGAGACAUAAUGAAUUAUUCAUAAGAGGUAUCUGGCCCCGCCCAGGAAGGGCUCCUUGAUUAUUCAUGAGCCCCGUGGCAGUUGGAAAAGUCCGUUGGGUUCUGGUGAGAACAAGGCGUCGACCAGCCGAGGUGAGCGCUGUCCAGAGGUUAUAUUUGUUGAAAGACUCCUGAUCCAUUCCCAUGAUGUCUACUCAGCUCUGUCGCUCUAUCAGAACACAAAAAGCAUCUAAGGGAACAGUUUUCCCAUCCCAAAUCACUAACGAACACGAAUCACUGGUAAUGGUGAAGAAACUUUUUGCUACUUCUAUCUCGUGUAUAACGUACCUAAGGGGCCUGUUUCCAGAGAGCUCCUAUGGAGAACGUCAUUUGGAUGAUCUCAGUUUAAAAAUUCUCCGAGAAGACAAAAAAUGUCCUGGGUCACUGCAUAUUAUCAAGUGGAUUCAAGGUUGUUUUCAUGCUUUGGAAAAGAAAUACCUACACAUGGCAGUACUUAUAAUAUAUACAAAUCCUAAGGAACCUGAGAAUGUUACUGAGAUAUACCAGUUCAAAUUCAAAUACACAAAAGAAGGCGCCACUAUGGAUUUUGACAGUAGUAAUACAAGCUUUGAAAGUGGGACGAGCAGUGAAGAUAUUAAGAAAGCCAGUGUUCUACUGAUUCGUAAAUUGUACAUAUUGAUGCAAAACCUUGGACCCCUUCCUAAUGAUGUUAUACUUACUAUGAAACUCCAUUACUAUAAGGAAGUGACCCCACAUGACUACCAACCCCCUGGUUUUAAAGAAGGAGUGGACUCACACUUCCUGCUGUUUGCGGGAGACCCCAUCAACCUGCAAGUGGGAUUGGUCUCCACGGGCUUUCAUAGCAUGAAAGUGAAAGUCACAACGGAGGCCUCCAGAGUGGCUGAUUUAGAGAAUAAUCUCUUUCUGGAGAACAGCACUACUGAGAUUGCUCAUCAGGGCCUAGACUGUGAUGAGGAGGAAGAGGAAAGCAACAAUCAAGUAAGGCCAAGUUUUAGUGAUCCUCCAUUGCUUUAGUUAAAUACAGUUGACAUUCUUUCAGUUCAUACACAGGUCAUGUCACAGUAACAAAGUCCAAUGGAGCAUGCCAGGUAUAAACACUGAAACAGAACUAGUCCCUGAUGUCAAGGAAUUUUUAGUUUAAAAAUAUAGUCUUCAAGAAAUAAAUAUAUGUUGUUAGAUGAAAUUGUUCAUGACUAGAGGGAAAAAAGAUUCCCUGAUGUAUUUAUUUUAUUAAAGUCACCCAUAAAUUACAAAAUUUAGAGGUUUCUUCUUUUCCUUUACAAAUAACAGGUUCUUAGGACUGUGUAAUAUUUAGGUGUCUGUUCAUACUCCAUAGAAGUGUACAGCUCAGCUCUUGAUUGCUGGAGUAAUUGGGUAGAAAGGGGUUGGGAAAGAAAAAGUUUAUAGAUUAACCCAAGUCAGUGUGGAAACAAAGUGAUCAUCAAUUCUCACGAUGUCAAGAGAUACAAGCUUUGAGAUCAGAUUACUGGGGAAAGCCAGUGGGCGGGUGAGGUUGCAACUAUUGGGGCUGAACAGGCAGUACUCUGAGCUCUUUAUUUUACUGUUGGUACAGAGACUUAAGAGUUAGUUGGCUACUUACUAGGGCCCCCUUGUGCCUGGGGAAAUCUCAUCAUUAAUUGGCCUUUCCUACAUAGUAAUAUUUACUGUAAUAUUAGUAAUAUGCUAGCGGUAUAUAUUAAAAGGGUCUGGGACCAAAUAAAUAAAUAAAUAAAUUCAAACUGCUAAGUGGGAAAGGAUGCUAUAAAAUUUUUUCAGGAGAUAUAUUAAGAUUAGGUUGGUAACUUAUUUGCCUGAGAUAGUCUGGGUCCUACUUGAAAUGGCUGUACUUGACAAUUUCUGGAGGUGCCUUCUGGAUCUUUAAUUCUGUGUUAUGUUUAAUACAUUGAAGAGAGGGCCUAAUUUUAAUUCAAUUAGUAUAAAUGGUAAAGCCAAUCAAAUAAGAGGUUUUUUCAUUAGUAUUUCACAAUGUCAGACUUAAAAAUGGCUUUAGAUUUUGCUACAAUUUUCUUCUUUUGGUUCUAUUUAAGGAAGGUGGCUAAGAUAGGCUAAAAAAUAGAAGUUAAGGAAAGAAUAAACAUGUUUAAACUGGAUUAUUAUCCUUAAAAGAUUAAGAAUUUCAUUCUCUUCUGCCAAAUGAAAUGUGAGCAAGGCAGCCUGAGAAGGGAGAGUGCAAUUGAUAGAUUAAAUAAGGCAUGCAAUAAUACUUCCUAAGCAUAUAUUUAGUAGAAACUGCCUCUAUAAAGAUCUACAGUUUAUGGUAAACUUGUAGGUGAGUCAAGUUCCUCUCUUGCCAGCCAAUCAUAUUGGAGAAUUUAGUAAAUCUAGUGAAGUGUUAGUAACAUUUUCCCACUAAGAAUUCCUAUUGUUAUUCCUUCAUGGAACAUAAUAUAUAUUCAUUCACCUGUAUACACAUAUAGGAUCUUUACCUGAUUGCCUUAAAAAUCUUUUAUUUUUAAAUAUACCAUGUAUCAUACAGUAUGUAAAAGUAAUAUGUACAACACAAAUAACAAUAAAAAAUAUUUAUAUACUCUUCAGUUUGGCUAAGAAGUAAAACAUUGUCUCUACCUAGAAGCUACCUUUUUCUUCAUUGUACCACCACUUUAAUCUAAAGGUAGCCAUCUACUGAUUUUGAUGAUAAUUCUUCCUUUGUUCUUCUUUUUGUCAUUGAGUCUCUUGCUGGAUCAUUAAAAUUGAGAUUCAUCCAC